This is a messenger RNA of Peromyscus eremicus (cactus mouse), 882 nucleotides long. RefSeq names its product ubiquitin conjugating enzyme E2 H (gene Ube2h). Lineage: Eukaryota; Metazoa; Chordata; Mammalia; Rodentia; Cricetidae. The coding region runs from base 177 to 728 and encodes 183 amino acids. Gene Ontology annotation, molecular function: ubiquitin conjugating enzyme activity. The transcript is spliced from 7 exons. Gene Ontology annotation, biological process: protein polyubiquitination; ubiquitin-dependent protein catabolic process. The record is from RefSeq and is a predicted model, not a curated record. Gene Ontology annotation, cellular component: nucleus.
GCGGCGGCUGAGCGGACCCCACGGGACCGCGCGGGUGUUGCCACCUCGGCCGAGGAGCCGGCGCGGCCGCGGGGCCCUGCGAGCUGGGCCCGGGGCCCGUGACAGACGGGCCGAGGAGGGGAGAGAGGCGGCGGCGGCGCAGGCGACGGGGAGGCAGCGGCGGCGGCGGCGACACCAUGUCAUCCCCCAGUCCCGGCAAGAGGCGGAUGGACACGGACGUAGUCAAGCUCAUUGAAAGCAAACAUGAGGUGACAAUCCUAGGAGGACUCAACGAAUUCGUUGUCAAGUUUUAUGGACCACAAGGAACACCAUAUGAAGGCGGAGUGUGGAAAGUUAGAGUGGAUCUUCCUGAUAAAUACCCUUUCAAAUCUCCAUCUAUAGGAUUCAUGAAUAAAAUUUUCCACCCCAACAUUGAUGAAGCGUCAGGAACUGUGUGUCUAGAUGUAAUUAAUCAAACUUGGACAGCUCUCUAUGAUCUUACCAAUAUAUUUGAGUCCUUCCUGCCCCAGUUGUUGGCCUAUCCUAACCCCAUAGAUCCUCUCAAUGGUGAUGCUGCAGCCAUGUACCUCCACCGACCAGAAGAAUACAAGCAGAAAAUUAAAGAGUACAUCCAGAAGUAUGCAACGGAGGAGGCCCUGAAGGAGCAGGAAGAGGGCACUGGAGACAGCUCUUCGGAGAGUUCUAUGUCUGACUUUUCGGAAGAUGAGGCCCAGGACAUGGAGUUGUAGUAGAAAAGCAUCUGCUUUUCAGAAAGACUAUUAUUUCCUAACCAUGAGAAGCAGACUAUAAUAUUCAUAUUUAAACAAAGCAAUUUUUUUUAUUACUAAACAAGGUUUUUAUGAAUAAUAGCAUUGAUAUAUAUAUAUUAUAUAUCACCCUUUA